Messenger RNA from Acipenser ruthenus (sterlet), 2964 nucleotides. Its product is annotated as SLIT and NTRK-like protein 3. The coding region runs from base 269 to 2881 and encodes 870 amino acids. The record is from RefSeq and is a predicted model, not a curated record. Gene Ontology annotation, biological process: positive regulation of synapse assembly; regulation of presynapse assembly; axonogenesis. The transcript is spliced from 3 exons. NCBI's taxonomy places the organism in Eukaryota, Metazoa, Chordata, Actinopteri, Acipenseriformes, Acipenseridae. Gene Ontology annotation, cellular component: GABA-ergic synapse; postsynaptic density membrane. Gene Ontology annotation, molecular function: protein binding.
GAGAGAGAGAGAGAGAGAGAGAGAGAGAGAGAGAGAGAGAGAGAGAGAGAGAGAGAGAGAGAGAGAGAGAGAACAAUCUUUCAACUCGUCUUUUUUAGAUGCUCUGAUAUUCCCCUGCAAAAGGAUUCAGUCUGCAGCUUGUUGGGACCGGCUGGUUUUCCUAAAUACAGAUUUCUAGCACUAAAGUUGGACCCCGAUAACAUUUAAAAAAAAAUGUUGUGAAGCAGUUUUCAAUUAUUACGCAGUUUUAUCUGUUCUUCAAAGAAGGAUGCUGUGGAUAACUCUAUUAAGCACAAUAGCUCUAGGAUGGACUACGCCGAUCCCCUUGCUGGAGGACUCAGAGGAAAUAGACGAGCCUUGUUUUGACCCCUGUUACUGUGAAGUAAAAGAAAGCAUUUUCCAUGUACAUUGCGACAGCAAAGGAUUUACAAAUAUCAGUCAGAUUUCACAGUUAUGGUCGAGGCCAUUUAAACUUUACCUGCAGAGGAACUCCAUGAGAAAACUGUAUUUAAACAGUUUUCUUCAUUUGAACAACGCUGUGUCGAUCAACUUGGGUAACAACGCACUGCAGGACAUUCAUGCCGGUGCUUUUAAUGGCUUGAACAUUUUAAAAAGGCUGUAUCUCCACGAAAACAAACUGGAGGUGUUCCGAAAUGACACGUUCGGGGGGUUAGAAAGUCUGGAAUAUCUACAGGCCGAUUAUAACGUUAUUAAAAGAAUCGAAAGUGGAGCAUUUAGGAACUUGAGUAAACUAAGGGUACUCAUACUGAAUGACAAUUUGAUCCCUAUGCUACCAAACUUUUUAUUCCGGUCUGUGUCUUUAACGCACCUUGAUUUGAGAGGAAACCGGUUAAAAACCCUCUCUUACAGAGGCAUGUUGGAAUACAUUGGCAGGAGCCUUAUGGAGAUCCAACUGGAAGAAAAUCCAUGGAACUGUAACUGCGAGAUUGUCCAGCUGAAAACGUGGCUGGAACGCGUUCCUUACACAGCUCUGGUUGGGGAAACUACGUGCGAGUCGCCCUUUCACUUUCACGGCAAAGAUUUGAGGGAAAUAAAAAGAAGUGAAUUGUGUCCUCUGCUGUCUGAAUCCGAGAUUGAAGCUAGUCUUGGAAUACCACGCCUGCCAUUUAAUAAUGAGAAUGCAUGGCCUACAAAACCCUCUUCCAUGCUGUCUUCUUACCAUAACACGGCCUCUUCAGUUGAGUAUAAGACAUCUGACAAACAGCCAAGACCAACAAAAAAACCUAGGCUACAUAGAAUGCCACCAACCCCCCGCAGUAUUUACCCAGGACCAAAUCAGCCUCCUAUAGCUGCUUACCAGACAAGACCGCCUAUACCAAUCAUUUGCCCCACUGGGUGUACUUGUAAUUUACACAUUAACGAUUUAGGAUUGACAGUUAAUUGCAAAGAAAAGGGGUUUCUUAAUAUAUCUGAACUCCUUCCCAGACCACUAAAUGCAAAGAAACUGUACUUAAGUGGAAAUUUAAUACAGAAAAUAUACAGGUCUGAUUUCUGGAACUUUUCAAGCUUGGAUUUACUUCAUCUGGGUAAUAACAGGAUAUCUUCUGUUCAAGAUGGGGCUUUCAUCAAUCUUCCCAAUUUAAAAAGCCUAUAUUUAAGCGGGAAUGACAUCGAAAGACUAACGCCUGGCAUGUUCAGGGGGUUACAGACAUUACGCUAUCUGUACUUUGAAUACAACGUCAUAAGAGCAAUACAGCCCGCUGCAUUUAGUUUGAUGCCGAAUCUUCAGCUGCUGUUUCUCAAUAACAACCUACUUAGAACGCUGCCAACCGACACCUUUGCAGGCACUUCUCUUGCAAGGCUGAAUCUAAGAAAUAACUACUUUCUGUAUUUGCCAGUGAGCGGAGUACUUGAGCACUUGAAUUCCAUUGUACAGAUUGAUCUGCACCAGAACCCCUGGGAUUGCACGUGCGACAUAAUACCCCUAAAACAGUGGAUGGAAAAGCUUAGCUCUGUUAUAGUGGUGGGAGAGGUAAUAUGUAGAACACCAGAGUUUGUGUUUGGGAAGGAUCUGAGGUCUCUUGAAAUCGAUCUGCUGUGCCCAGAACUGAAGUACGUUGCAGCAUCACCUGCUUUGCCCGAUGAUGUGAUCUCAACCACUAAUUCUGGGCUAGGACUCUCUCCAGCAAGGGGCGCUAUCCCCCUUUCUGUUCUCAUACUGAGUCUUCUAAUCCUAUUCAUCUCCGCUGUUUUCAUUGCCGCUGGAUUCUUUGCUUUUGUGUUAAGGAGGCGAAAGAAACUGCCCUUCAGGACAAGACAGGAAGUAGACUUGACUGGCAUUCAAAUGCAAUGCAGGAUAUUCGAGGAAAGACAAAAUGCGUCUCCUGAGAAAACUCCCGGUCACGUAUAUGAUUACAUACCCCAUCCCGUGACAGAAAUGUGUAACAACCCCAUAUACAAACCCAGAGAAGGGGAAAUGGAGGAGCAAUUUGUCGAGACUAAAGAAAAUAAUACAAACUAUAGGACUUUAAUAGAGAAAGAGAAAGAGUGGGCAAUGGCAGUAUCCAAUUCCCAGCUUAACACUAUAGUUACAAUAAAUCAGUCGGGGGACAUAGCAGGUUUUCACGAAAAUGGUGUUCUGUGUCCAAAUGUUAUAGAGAGAGAACGGCCAUCUCCGACAGUGGGCUUUGUAGACUGUCUUUAUGGCACAGUUCCCAAGCUAAAGGACUUGCACGCACACCCUCCUGGAAUGCAGUAUCCCGAUUUACAGCAAGACACCAGGCUGAAAGAAACACUCCUUUUCAACGCUGGAAAGGGAUUACCUGACCAAACCCAAAGCGAAUACCUCGAGUUAAGGGCCAAACUCCAAACCAAGCCGGAUUACCUCGAAGUCCUGGAGAAAGCAACAUAUAGAUUUUAGUUACAGAACGUUUUUUUCUUUCUUUUUUUUCAUAGCCCAAAAAGCAGCAUGAUAAAAAAAAUACACACACACACACACACACA